Messenger RNA from Schizophyllum commune H4-8, 1047 nucleotides. RefSeq lists its product as uncharacterized. The transcript has 7 exons. The coding region runs from base 25 to 690 and encodes 221 amino acids. Gene Ontology annotation, cellular component: proton-transporting V-type ATPase, V0 domain. Gene Ontology annotation, biological process: proton transmembrane transport. NCBI's taxonomy places the organism in Eukaryota, Fungi, Basidiomycota, Agaricomycetes, Agaricales, Schizophyllaceae. The record is from RefSeq and is a predicted model, not a curated record. Gene Ontology annotation, molecular function: proton-transporting ATPase activity, rotational mechanism.
GAGCGUCACUCUCUCCAGACCGCGAUGGGCUACUUCACGUAUGGCCUCCCCAGCUUUCUCGUCGUCAUAAUUGCUCUGUAUCUAUUGUUUACCGAUUCCGGAGAAGCAUUUAACGUUGGACGUUUCCUCGAAGAGUCCUCGCCCUAUGCGUGGGCAGCGACGGGCAUUGGUCUCUGUAUCGGCCUGAGUGUGCUGGGAGCAGGAUGGGGAAUCUUCGUCACGGGCGCUUCCAUUCUCGGAGGAGGCGUCCGCGCGCCUAGGAUCAGCACCAAGAACCUCAUCAGCAUUAUCUUCUGCGAAGUCGUCGCCAUCUACGGUGUCAUCAUCGGCAUCGUCUACUCUGCAAAGCUGUCUAGCGUGUCUGACGAAGUCCUUUACACGCGCGAGAACUACUUCACUGGCUUCGCGCUCUUCUGGGGCGGCUUCACCGUCGGUGCAUGCAACCUCCUGUGCGGUGUCUGUGUUGGCAUCACGGGCUCAACGGCCGCGCUCGCCGAUGCCGCGGACCCGAAUCUCUUCGUCAAGAUCCUCGUCGUAGAGGUCUUCGGCAGUAUCCUUGGUCUCUUCGGUCUGAUCGUCGGUCUCCUCAUGACGGCGCAGGCGCCCGAGUUCACCGCGGCAAGUUCGUCAACUUUGAUGGCGAACGCGACGGUGGCAGCGCGCUACGCGGCAGCGAACGUCGUACACUAGUCACGAUGUAUGCAGUAUUCGGGAACGGCAGCCAGUUCGAUACCCAAAUCGCGUCGAAAGCAACCUUGACUGACGGUGGAGGCUAUCUAGCAUCAACAUACAACUGAAGACAGUUCUGCAAAUAUGUAGCUUCGCCUCCUAUCGUGUCGCCCUCAGGCUGCUGCUGCUCGCCGACUGUCAGUCAAUGACCUUCAUCGCGACCUGUCUCGGAAGCAUCUACGAGUGCGAGGUUCAGUUCUUCCGGGUCUUUCUCGCAAUUCUCUAAGAUGCAAUAGCCGACCAAGGCGGGCACUUCGCUGCCGCGUGCGCAGUAACAUGUCUUCUGGUUCGGGUCGCAAGGGGCCUUUAUCUCUUCCU